Molecule: messenger RNA, 1989 nt
Organism: Chaetomium strumarium
Lineage: Eukaryota; Fungi; Ascomycota; Sordariomycetes; Sordariales; Chaetomiaceae
Exons: 2
Coding region: 181-1578 (465 amino acids)
Biological process (GO): DNA replication-dependent chromatin assembly; CENP-A containing chromatin assembly
Cellular component (GO): nucleoplasm
Molecular function (GO): histone binding
Source: RefSeq, a predicted model, not a curated record
CUUCCGUCACUUCGAGCUUCUUCGACCAACAGCGGGCUGAGCACCUGAUGCAACAGCAGACCUUCAGACCGAAUCUCAGCAUCAAUUUCCUCAGUGUUUCACACCAUCAAUUGCUCCCUGUCAAGGAUACAUUGACAAUCAAUUGGAAAACCACAACAUACCUACUGGACCGCUGGUACAAUGGCUACGCCUACGCCCGCAACCGGCGCAUCGACGCCACAGGUCGAGCUCGACCCGGAGGAGACAGCCAAGAGCCUCAAGGUGUCGCUCGCCGACCGUGCAGCCAAGGCGGCGGCUCUCUACGCGCACAAGCAAUAUGAGGAGGCUGCCGAAGUCUACGCCCAGGCCGCCGAAAUGCAGGCUGAGAUGAACGGCGAGAUGGACCCCGAGAACGCCGAGAUCCUUUUUCUCUACGGCCGUGCUCUGUUUAAGGUCGGUCAGAGUAAGAGUGACGUUCUCGGCGGCAAGGCGCCCGAGUCCAAGAAACCGGCCAAAAUGAAGCCUCCGAAGGCAGCCAAGUCCGCCAACGGGAGCAGUCCGGCUACAGCGGAGAAGAAGAACGACACAACUGAGGUCGCCGGCUCGUCGGCUGCUGCAAUUGCCGAGGCAGAGAGCAAACUAGACGAGGUUGUUGCGGAGGCCGCCUCCAAGGAGGAGGAGGCGCCGAAGCCCGAGCAGAAGAAGCCGCUUUUCCAGUUCGAGGGCGACGACAACUUUGUCGACUCCGAACAGGAAGAUGGAGCUGAGGAGGGUGAGGGCGAUGAGGAAGAAGAGGAGGAGGAUGACCUUGCUGUUGCCUUUGAGGUUCUCGACCUCGCGCGCGUCCUCUUCAACAAGCGUCUCGAAGCGACACAGGCAGAGGACGAGGCACAGCAAGGCAAGGGGAAAGAGGCUGCCGAGGACGGUGACUCUGCCGUGGCCAAGCACAUCAAGGAACGACUCGCCGAUACGCACGAUCUCCUCGCGGAAAUCUCGCUCGAGAACGAGAGGUACCAUAACGCCAUCACUGACUCGCGCGCCUCGCUCAAGUACAAAGAGCAGCUGUACCCCUUCGAAUCCGAAGUUAUCGCGGAAGCGCACUUCAAGCUUUCGCUGGCCCUCGAAUUCGCCUCGGUAACCAAGUCAUCCGAAGACGACGACAAGGAAGCCGGCGGCGGCAGCGGUGACGAUAAGAUCGACCAAGCACUCCGCGACGAGGCCGCAGCCGAGCUCGAGGCAGCCAUCAACAGCACCAAGCAGAAGCUUCAAAACAAGGAAGUCGAGCUGGCGACGCUCCACGACCCGGAGGACAACGAGGCCUCGCGGCGGCAGAUCGCCGACGUGAAGGAGGUGCUCGCCGACAUGGAGCAGCGGCUGGUCGACCUGCGCAAGCCGCCGGUCGAUAUCAACGCCGCCCUCGGGAUCCCCGCCUCCGCACAGCAGCAGAUUCCCAAGGUCUUGCCGGACGAGGUGAAGAACAAUGCUACCGACUUGACCGGUCUGGUUAGGAAGAAGCGCAAGGCUGAGGAGAAGCCUGCUGAGGAGCAGGAGAUCGAAGCCAAGAAGGCCCGGGAAGAUGGUGAUGCGAAGAUGACCUAGGUGGGGUCGUGUGUGCUUGCUUAUGCUCUUACUUGAGCUUGAUAGCUGACUUUCAGCUACGCAUGAAGCCCUGGUAAUGAGUUUGGUGUUGUUGGCUUGAUGGAAAAGGAAGUCCCAACUGGCAUCUGGAAGGCAUCGAUGUACUAGUAUGUAUUCAUUUUCCUGUUCCCGUCUCUGUUCUCAGAGUCUCUGUUCGGGGCGGCGUACUUUACGGGUUGGGAUGUCUUUAAGAGCAAAAUGGUCGGUUCUGGGAUAGGGGCGCAAGGACGAUGUGAGUUACAGACACAGAAAAAUACAACUAAUCAGACAGAUGAUUGUUGUUGUGCCUUUUUGCCUUCGACCGGUGGCACUUCCCGGGUAUUAGUAACUGCUAUCCUAUCUAUCCGUUUCUGAGAUGCUCUCGCCUGUGCU